Molecule: messenger RNA, 2116 nt
Organism: Pteropus alecto (black flying fox)
Lineage: Eukaryota; Metazoa; Chordata; Mammalia; Chiroptera; Pteropodidae
Gene: GPR108
Product: G protein-coupled receptor 108
Exons: 18
Coding region: 51-1712 (553 amino acids)
Biological process (GO): transport
Cellular component (GO): membrane; Golgi apparatus
Source: RefSeq, a predicted model, not a curated record
CGGGCCUGGCGGCGUCAGAGGCGGUAUCAGGGGAGGCGGUGGUUCCAGAGAUGGCAGUGAGCGAGAGGAGGGGGCUCGCCCGCCGGAGCCCGGUGGAGUGGGGGCAGCACCUACUUCUGCUCCUGCUGUUGGGCUGCUGCUCUGGGCGCAUCCACCGGCUGGCGCUGACGGGGGAGAAGCGACCAGACAUUCAGCUGAAUAGCUUCGGCUUCUACACCAACGGCUCUCUGGAGGUGGACCUGAGCCUGCUGCGGCUGGGCCUGCAAGAGACCAAAGAGAAGACUCCCCUGGUGGGGUUCAGCCUGACCCGGGUUCGAUCUGGCAGCAUUCGACCCUCCUCAACCCAGAACCCCAACGACUGUCCUCUCCAGAAAAACAGUAGCAACCUCCUGGUUCUCUUCCUUAUCAACACCAAGGACCUGCAGGUCCAGGUGCGGAAGUAUGGGGAGCAGGAAAAGCUGUUCAUCUCCUCUGGGCUUCUCCCUGAAACACCCUCGGAACCAGGACUCCCGAAGCCAGAGCACAUGGUCACCCCCAAGAAGGACAACGGGACCACCACUGUGCCAAACAAGGCCAAGUCAAAACCUGCAGGAUCACAAGGAGACCAGCAGGGGAAGGACCAGGAGCUGGUGCUGGGCCUGGGCCAUCGCAACAAUUCCUACAACUUCAGCUUCCACGUGGUGAUCGGCUCGAGGGCAGAGGAAGGCCAGUACAGCCUCAGUUUCCACAACUGCUACAACCUGUUGCGGGGACAGGAGCGGCCAUUUGACAUCACGGUAAUGAUCCGGGAAAAGAACCCCGAGGGCUUCCUGUCCGCAGCGGAAAUUCCCCUUUUCAAGCUCUACAUGGUCAUGUCUGCCUGCUUCCUGGCCGCUGGCAUCAUCUGGGUGUCCAUCCUCUGCAAGAACACGUACAAUGUCUUCAAGAUCCACUGGCUCAUGGCGGCCCUGGCUUUCACCAAGAGCAUCUCGCUCCUUCUCCACAGCGUGAGAGCCUGGGUCUGGAGCAGGGAGAUCAACUACUACUUCAUCAACAGCCAGGGCCACCCCAUCGAAGGCCUUGCUGUCAUGCACUACAUCACACACCUGCUGAAGGGUGCCCUCCUCUUCAUCACCAUCGCCUUGAUCGGCUCCGGAUGGGCCUUCAUCAAGUACGUCCUGUCUGACAAGGAGAAGAACAUCUUUGGAAUCGUGAUCCCGCUGCAGGUCCUGGCCAAUGUGGCCUACAUCGUCAUCGAGUCCCGCGAGGAGGGCGCCAGUGACUAUGGAAUCUGGAAGGAGAUCCUCUUCCUGGUGGACCUUAUCUGCUGUGGCGCCAUCCUCUUUCCUGUGGUCUGGUCCAUCCGGCAUCUCCAGGACGCAUCUGGCACCGACGGGAAAGCGGCAGUGAACCUGUCCAAGCUGAAGCUGUUUCGUCAUUACUAUGUCAUGAUCAUCUGUUACGUCUACUUCACGCGGAUCAUCGCCAUCCUGCUGCGGGUGGCCGUGCCCUUCCAGUGGCAGUGGCUGUGCCAGCUCUUGGUGGAAGGUUCCACCCUCACCUUCUUCGUGCUCACGGGCUACAAGUUCCAGCCAGCAGGUGACAACCCGUACUUGCAGCUGCCCCUGGAGGACGAGGAGGACGUGCAGAUGGAGCAAGUAAUGACUGAUGCUGGGUUCAGAGAAGGCCUGUCCAAAGUCAACAAAACAGCCAGCAGGCGGGAACUGUUGUGAUCAUGCCGCCACCUCCGACCAGGCUGCUUCAGCCCCCUUCGUCCUUCUCCGGUCACAUGUUCCCACUGUAGCUUCUGUCCCCAAGCGUGGGGGUGGGGGGGAGGGAGCCGGUGCGCAGGAGGCGCCCAGCUCCCUGGGAGCUGUGUUCCGAGAGCCCAUUCGUAAGAAGACAGACGGCCUCCCCUUCCCAAGUAUGGGGCAGCCCUGUCCCCACCCGAGACCGCCCCCCACUUGCAAAUGUACAGUAAGAACCGAGCUGUUUUGCUACCCUAGUUUCUUGCCUUUCUGGGGGUUGAGUUCUAACACAGAGGUGGUGUUUACAAUUUAGAAAUCUGUUUUCACUGGGUGGGGGGAGGCCAUGGUAUCCAUUGCUUUAUACACACAAUAAAUAUCAAUUGAGCAAC